Messenger RNA from Ochlerotatus camptorhynchus, 4339 nucleotides. RefSeq lists its product as uncharacterized. The record is from RefSeq and is a predicted model, not a curated record. The transcript has 14 exons. NCBI's taxonomy places the organism in Eukaryota, Metazoa, Arthropoda, Insecta, Diptera, Culicidae. The coding region runs from base 882 to 4313 and encodes 1143 amino acids.
CUCGUCUCGCGAGGAUCGCAUUUUGGCAUUUGAUUUUGCUACUGGAAGAUGCAAGUGGAUUUCCAUUCUAAGAAUUCUGGAAUAGAAUCCCUUGGGUUUUACAUCGAAAGAACUUGACAUUAAACCUUGGAAGUGUUUCGUAUGAAAUUGUGAGAUCUAGAACUUAUAGAAUAGUUGAGCCGUGUGAAGAUUUGAUUCGAUCAGUGACUGGUGCGAGUAGAAGCCGGAUCUUCGUUCUGAGUUAGGAACACAGUUGCGAGUUGCGAGUGGCGUGCCUAUCGAUGUGCAAAUUCGUCGAAACUCCUCUAAUCCGGCUCAAAAUGUUUAACUGCUGUGGGCGCCGUGAACUGUUUGUCACCGUUUACCUUUUCAAUUGACGUUGGAAGGUACCGAGCAUUCGCCGUCGAAGCCGUGUGAUCGAAUCCGAUAGUUCAUCACCAGUUCCAUCCCAUUCCAUUUUAAUAUUUAUGUAUUUUGCUUAUUUAUUCACCUAACGAUCGCCCGAUUUAGAAUAGCUAGUAUAUGUAGCUUAGAGUGCACGCCAUUCGAGCAACAGGAAAGCAACAGUUUCGCGAAGAUUGCAGCACUUCCUUCAAUCGCUGAAAGAAUCCGUGGAUGUAUUCUCAAGGCACGAACGCGUAGAUUCAGUCAGUUAUAGCAAGCUCAAGUGCCUACAGGGGGUAUUAGAAUUGUGCAGUGUCACCGGAGUGUGUGGUGUUAAUGAACAAGUAAACAAUCGCUACCCGCGCCGCAUCGCCAUAAUCAUCACCAACAACAACGACCGCACCACGUUUGAAGAGAUUUGCGAACUCUUCUGAACGGGGGGAAAAACUCAUCAACGAACAAGUGAAUAGCAUAAUCAUAUUUGCAAACCAGAAAACAUGCUGCUGACAGCGAUGGGAAAUCUGCCGAUGGUGCUUGCGGUGAUUCUGGCCGCACAUGUUUCACUGACGACGGCACAGCAGGAGGUGAUAGUGUCCAUUGAUGAUCCAGAUAAGACACAGUACCAUGAGGCAAACUUCAAUACGAGUUCCUAUCAAUUCGGAUACGAAGUUGGGCCGAACGGUCAAUUCCAUCACGAGACACGAGGCCCCGACGGAGUGACGUACGGCUGUUACGGAUACAUAGAUCCAAAUGGCAUGCUGCGAGUGACACACUACGUAGCCGAUAGUCACGGAUACCGGGUAGUUGAACCGAACCGAUCGGUGGAAAUUUUCACCAAUUCUCCAUCGCAAUACAGCAAUGCACUCACCGACGACGAUGCUCAAACGAGACAGCGAGGCCAGCUAGUACCGUGGCAGGAUCUAUAUCUUCCUCGUGGAUGUGGGAUGUAUCCUGGAGGUCUACGACCGGAUGGGACUCCCGUUACUAAGCCGCCUUCCACAGGGGCACCUACAAGACCGACUGGCGGCACCAGUACUAGCGGUGGCAGUGGCACUGGUAGUCCUCAAGCUCCCGGAGGAGGAGGUAGUGGAUCUCAGCAGCCACCUGGUGGAAAUCGUCCUGGGCAGGGUCAAGGACAAGGACAGGGACAAGGGCAGCAACAAGGACAGGGACAAGGACAAGGACAAGGACAGGGUCAAGGGCAGGGACAAGGUCAGCGACCAGGACAGGGACAGGGCCAGGGACAAGGCCAGGGACAGGGACAGGGACAGGGACAGGGACAGGGACAGGGACAGGGACAGGGACAGGGACAAGGACAAGGUCAGCGACCAGGACAGGGACAGGGCCAGGGACAAGGCCAGGGACAAGGCCAGGGACAGGGACAGGGACAGGGACAGGGACAAGGACAAGGACAGGGACAGAGUCAAGGACAGGGUCAAGGACAGGGUCAAGGACAGGGUCAAGGACAGGGUCAAGGACAGGGUCAAGGACAGGGUCAAGGACAGGGUCAAGGACAGGGACAAGGACAGGGACAGGGACAAUGGCAAGGUCAAGGCCAGGGACAAGGUCAACGACCAGGACAGGGACAAGGACAAGGACAGGUUCAAGGUCAGGGACAAGGUCAGGGACAAGGACAAGGUCAGGGACAUGGUCAGCGACCAGGACAAGGACAGGGACAAGGUCAGGGACAGGGACAGGGACAAGGACAAGGACAAGGACAAGGACAAGGUCAGACGCAAGGACAAGGACAGGGACAAGGUCAGGGACAAGGACAGGGACAAGGACAAGAACAGGGACAUGGGCAUGGACAGGGGCAUGGACAGGGGCAGGGACAGGGACAGGGACAGGGACAGGGACAGGGACAGGGACAGGGACAGGGGCAGGGGCAGGGACAGGGACAGGGACAGGGACAGGGACAGGGACAGGGACAGGGACAGGGACAGGGUCAGGGACAAGGACAAGGACAAGGGCAGCAACAGGGACAGGGGCAAGGUCAGAGACCAGGACAAGGCCAAGGACAGGGUCAAGGCCAAGGACAGGGUCAAGGCCAAGGACAGGGUCAAGGCCAAGGACAGGGUCAAGGACAAGGACAAGGACAAGGCCAAGGACAAGGACAAGGACAAGGACAAGGACAAGGGCAAGGACAAGGACAGCGACCAGGACAAAGUCAAGGGCAGGGACAAGGGCAAGGUCAAGGCCAGGGACAAGGACAAGGACAAGGACAAGGACAGGGACAAGGUCAAAAUGGAAAUUGGCAGCAACAAGGCCCGGGUGGUCAGAGCCAAGGGCAAACCACCCCAUCUGGUCCUGGACAUCACCAUCAAGGACAACAUCAAGGUUCACAUCAGGGACCCAUUAGCUCCGGCCAGCAUCAGGGUCAACAUCAGGGAAGUCAUCAAGGAGUCAGUCAAGGAUCUCACGAAGGUCAACACCAAGGAUCUCAUCAGGGACCAAUAAGUUCGGGUCAACAUCAAGGUCAACACCAGGGCAGCCACCAAGGUUCAUCUGGACAACAUGGUGGACAGCACCAAGGUUCGCAUCAGGGACCUAUCAGUUCCGGCGAACAUCAAGGUCAGCACCAGGGUAGUCAUCAGGGCAUAAGUCAGGGUUCACACCAGGGUCAAAACCAAGGCUCUCAUCAAGGCCCAAUUAGCUCUGGUCAACAUCAAGGUCAGCAUCAAGGCAGCCAUCAAGGAAUACAUCAGGGACAACAUCAAGGAGAGCACCAGGGUCAGCAUCAAGGUCCGAUUAGCUCGGGACAGCAUCAGGGAAGCCAUCAAGGGAAUCACCAAGGUGGCAACAAUCAACACCAAGGUCAGCAUCAAGGUUCACACCAAGGACCACUCGGUAAUACAACACAUAAUGUACAGGUUUCCUGGGGCCAUGAGAAGCCUGGACAACAAGGACAAGGACAAGGUCAACAGCAAGGACAAGGACAAGGUCAAGGACAACAGCAGGGACAAGGACAAGGUCAAGGUCAAGGACAACAACAGGGACAGGGUCAACAGCAGGGACAGGGUCAACAACCAGGUCAAGGCCAACAGCAAGGUCAAGGUCAGUGGCAAGGACAAGACCAGGGUCAUAAGGACAUGAGUUAUCUUCUUUCAAAAUCCGUAGGUCAAGGUCAAGGACAGCAGCAGGGACAAGGCCAAUGGCAAGGACAGGGACAGGGUCAGGGUCAACAGCAAACAACCACUGCGAGACCCAUCGGAGGACCCUCUACGGACUAUCCCUAUGGACCAACGUCACCGACUCCACAGCCUGGAUUUACCACCGCUCAACCCGGUUAUCCACCAACGGCAAGCGGCGUUCAACCUCCAAAUCGUCCCGGUCAAAACGGUUCUCCUCCGCCCAAUGGCGGCAACAACAACAACAACAAUAAUAACAACAACAACAACAACAAUAAUAACAACAACAACAACAAUAACCAGUACCCACCGUAUCAGAUCGCCGUUUCUCAAUAUCCUUAUUUCUUUGUUCCUUAUCCUUAUCCUCCACCUUCUAAUGUCCCACAAGCGCCAUGCAAUUGUCCACAGGACCAGAACCGACCAAAUCAACCUACCGGCUAUCUCGGGUUCAUCCCGGUCAUCUACGUACCGAGCUGUAAUGCUCAAAAGAGUGGUCUCCCUACUCACAUUAACUGGCCGGCUCCUCCUCCGCCGAACGGCCUGGGUCGAACCCUUGAAGACUUGCCGCUCCAACGGCUAGUGCAGGGAUCGGAUGGCAGUUGGGACGUCCAGCAGCUGUCACCUGAGGAACGACAACAGCAACUGCAACAGUUACAGCUGGCACCAGAGCCACAGCUGGCACCAGAGCCACAACAGGUUCAGCCCCCGAGACCACGCCAGAAUCGCAACCGAAGACUCCGGAGUCGACGACCGCCGGUGGUACAGCAGCCACAGCAGGAAACGCAGAUUGAAACCGUUUAGGGGAGGUGAACUAUGGGAUUGGGUGG